AUGAACAAACAAAAGCUAUACACGGACCAAUCAUAUUUCUGCUUCAAGGCCUUUUACCCAGCGUCAGUUGUGUUAACCUCAAACAAUUUAUCUCUUCCAGAAUCUGUGAAAGUUAAUCCUGUGAACCAACCGAUCUACAUGAUCCGUAAAGUGCACUCCUCCAUCCUCCUCAAUGGAUACCAACCCAAAAAUCGAGACUCUGUUCGAUGGAUCUAUGUCAAUUCCCAGACACGUAAAACAAUUGUCCACUAUUCACCAUCCAGCAUGCAGUUCAACCCUUAUUACAAACACCGCGCAGAAUUUGAUGUCUUCACUGGAUCUUUGCUGUUGCGCAAUUUACAAGCUGCAGACAGUGGAAUUUAUGAAGUAAUUUUAAAUCCAGUAGACACUCAGACACUUGAAAAAGGUGAUCAACUUUCCUAUGUGGAGCUGGAAGUUCAAGUCCAUUCUUACCCUCUGCACCACAAGUUUUUAUUUUCCACAAUAAUCUUUGAUGUGACAUCUUAUCAAAUUCCUUUUGGAAAUCAUCCACUGGUUUCAUUUGAUCAAGAACAGCUGGUCUCACCACAGAUCAUUCAGAAUCCAGCACACGUACUCAAUCAUGUUGAACUACGGUGCAUUGUGCAAAUCGGAAAAGCAAACACUAUCUGGUGGGAGAAAGAUACGAAGAAAGUAUUUGAUAACUCACAUUUGCGGAUUGAAUUUGAUGGCAGUGCAUUGUUUAUUGAUCAGAUGAGCAUCAUGGAUUGUGGCCUCUACACCUGUCUUGUGAAAAACAAUGUCAGCCUAAACAGCAACUCAGUCUUCCUCAGUGCAGAUGGAAUACUGUUUCUGCAUGAAGAUGCUCUGGUCAGCUCAGUAGUUGCUCUGGUUAGUACAUUGACAUCAUUCAUCUCGACAGGAUUCAUACUCUUUGCCGUGGAGAAAAAACAAGUGAAGAAAUAUUGUCUCCAGGUGAAUUCAGUGGUGCUCAUCUAUCAUGGACUCAACUUUGUUUGUCAUCUCGUUACAUUUGUCAUCUUCGUCUUAGAUGAAGGGUUUGUAUUUGGAUACAAGAUUGCUGCCACCAUUGGGUGCAUCCACUAUUUUGCAAAGACAGUCUACAUCGUGAUCUUAUUCCUGCAAAGUCAAACUAUACCAUUUCCAUUUCUGACCAAUUACUAUAAAGGAACAAUAUUCCUUGGAUGUGAAUUUCUGGUCUUGCUGAUUGAUGUUCUCCUGAUUUACAAAUCAAAGCUGAAUAUGAUAGUUUGUAAAUUUUCAUACCAUGCAUUGGUUGUGAAGAUUAUCUUGUCUGUGACAAUAUAUGUUUCCAGCCUGGGAUUAUUUAUCCUCUUCCACACCAAGCUCUCACACAGAAAACUUAGAAGUCAUUUCCAAUUGAAAGCCGUGAAAAGAAUAAAAGAAAGCAAAAGUGAAGAUGAUGCUGGCAAUGACAAUUAUUUUAAAUAAAAUGCAAUGCUACAAGAUAGAGUACCAAAUGGAGUAUUAUAUCAACUCCAGAAUCUAGGAGCAAAACAAACACAGGGGAAUGUUAGGGAAAAUUCAGCAGGUCUGGCAGCAUCUUGGAGAUAAAAAUAGAGUUAAUGUUUCGAGUCUGUCAUGACUUUUCUUCAGAACUGAAAAGAGUUGGAAAGUUUUUUUGUAUAUAUGUUUUAUAGAGAUUGGAGAAGAGCAAGGGGGCAGAUAGUGUAAUGGCCAGUGCAAAAGCAAAAGGUGUCGUUAAUGGUGGAGAAAGAGGAAAAAGAUAAGUAAACUGGAGUGAAUAGGAGGGAAGGUCAUAUUAUAUUAACGAACCACAAAAGGGUAAGGGAAGCUCACUAAUAGAACUAACUUAAAGACUUUUUAUCAUAAUGCAUGGAGAAUCCAGAAUAAUGGAUCAAAUUGAGAUUACACGGACUUUGAACUAGUUAAAGGGCAGGGAGGGCUCAGGAGAGGUUUUUAAAGUUUCUAGAACAGGUAAUCAGGCAAAGAGUAUGGAAAUAGUUAAGAAUCUAACUGCAGAUGAAGACAGCUAUGAGAAGGGGGCAGUUAAUUCAGGAUAGACAGUGUGGUGGGAAACAAGAUGAAUGAACUUUGUUAUGAAGGUGUAGUUGUGUACUAUACUUUUUAAGUAAGAGUGGAAGCUAGCAAGGACUAACUGAAAGCACAGAGUAUGCUGUAGAAUUUAAAAAUGUAACAUUUGUUUGAAACAAAUAGCUAGUGCUAUGUUGCCAUGGAACAAAAACAAAUUCGAAUUCAGCCAAUCAGUUUAAAUUAUGCCCCUGAAACCAAAAUCCAAUAGAAUUUGAAUUUAAUGUUUUGAUGACAUCAAACCAAUGAAAUGAUCCAAUGUUUGCGGUAUAAAACCAGAAAUCCUGAACAGUUAGGUGGAAAACUUCUAAGAACUUCAACAAGUACAGACUGCUCACCGAAUAGCUCUCUGAAAAGUACCAGUCCAUAAGAAAUUUGUGCAGCAGAAGACCGAAGCCACUCUAUAAAAAUCUACAGAAAAAAAAGUUCAACAUCUGAAGAUGACAACUGGGUUUGAAAGUGAUUUGCCGUUAAUUUAAGAGGGACUUUAUCAGAUCGGUAUUGUAGAAUAGGAGGUAAAAGAUAGAUUUAAGUGA
Molecule: messenger RNA, 2609 nt
Organism: Chiloscyllium plagiosum (whitespotted bambooshark)
Lineage: Eukaryota; Metazoa; Chordata; Chondrichthyes; Orectolobiformes; Hemiscylliidae
Source: RefSeq, a predicted model, not a curated record